AUGUCAUCGUGCGUUUGCCCUUUACCGUGUUCGUGCAGUCGCGCCAAUAUCGUCGCCGACCUGCUUGGAGUGUCACCUCUAUAUCAUCAGAAAGACUCUGCUCGUUGGAAAUCAGCUGCAACUAUUUAUCAAGCAAUGACUGAUACUGUACCUCCGUCACGUCCCGUUAAGCACGGACAUCGUAAAAGCAGAAGCGCUCUACAUUCUCCUGAACGUAUGCAUAGCAACACUCACUCAGCUCUCAAGAUGAAUACUGGAACCAGCGGCAGUAUGCACAACAUCAGUUCUUUCCCGCUCUCGCUACGCAAAGUCUCUUCUAUCAAUCGUUCGUUCGCUGGCACCAAUCCAGGAAGUCGCGGAGAUUCGUCAUUGGAAUUGGAAGCAAUAGCGGCUGUACAUGAACUUUCGUUCGCAGUCCAAUCAAUCAGCGUGUCUGAAAUGCUUCCACGUACGCCGGAUCUUAUUUUCGUCAAUUUGACGACGAUAGAAGACCAACCAUACUGCUUGGAAUUAACCCACAAAGGCUGGCGUAUCACCUCACUACGUCUAGACUGUAUGGUUGGGGAUUUCACACGACUCGAGUUGUUCACCAAAUACUACGAUUCGCUUUUCUCGCUUAUGGACACGAUAUCGCCCGGAUAUCGUGUGCGAUUUGGCGAAAAACUCGCGCUGAAAUUGAAAAUGCUUGAGGCUGGAGAUGAUUCCGGUAUAGCACCGUGUGGCAGCUACGCAUCUCUUAGUCGCGGUUCAUCGUCACGAAGUCGUAGCGAUUCAUUCAACAGCGAAAAUUCCCUGCCGGAUAUGACGCCAACGUCAACGCCAGCAACAAAAAAUCUUUUAUGUCAUUAA
Molecule: messenger RNA, 849 nt
Organism: Necator americanus (New World hookworm)
Lineage: Eukaryota; Metazoa; Nematoda; Chromadorea; Rhabditida; Ancylostomatidae
Exons: 7
Coding region: 1-849 (282 amino acids)
Biological process (GO): regulation of canonical Wnt signaling pathway
Cellular component (GO): cytoplasm
Molecular function (GO): protein kinase A binding; kinase regulator activity
Source: RefSeq, a predicted model, not a curated record